Molecule: messenger RNA, 1856 nt
Organism: Gasterosteus aculeatus aculeatus (three-spined stickleback)
Lineage: Eukaryota; Metazoa; Chordata; Actinopteri; Perciformes; Gasterosteidae
Gene: rnf25
Product: ring finger protein 25
Biological process (GO): protein ubiquitination
Cellular component (GO): nucleus
Molecular function (GO): ubiquitin protein ligase activity; protein binding
Source: RefSeq, a predicted model, not a curated record
UGAUCAACAUUUCCUUCCUUCGUGAAUAUGAAUGUUACGUUUAUUGCCGACGUCACGCAGGGUCAACUGGUUGUUGGGUUGCGUGAUUAUUUUUUUCUUCUUAGCGAACAACUUUCCCGUUGUUGUGUCGCGGUUAGAAAGCUCCGUGUCGAUCACCGUUUUUAAGCACAAGCUAACGCUAGCUUAGCCGCGGCUCGCAGAAGCACCGUCAUGGCAGCCGAGUGCGAUGUGACGUCUGAAAUCGAGGUGCUGCAGUCGAUCUAUCUGGAGGAGCUGCUGGUCAACCGGAGAGAAGACGGCGACUGGGAGGUGAGCCUGGUCCUCUACCCGUCCACAGCCGAGGACUCUGUGUCCCAGUUCGUGCGGCUCACCCUGACUCUGACCCUGGAUCAGCAGUACCCCUCGACCUCUCCAGCCAUCUCCAUCCACAACCCUCGGGGUCUUUCCGACGAUAAGAUCAGCAGUGUCCAAAAGUGUCUUCAGUUGGAGGCUCAGUCCUGUCUGGGUUCACCGGUGUUGUAUCAGCUCAUUGAGAAAGCAAAAGAAAUCCUGACUGAGAGUAACAUUCCUCAUGGAAACUGUGUCAUCUGCCUCUACGGCUUCAAGGAGGGAGAGACCUUCUCCAAGACGAGCUGCUACCACUACUUCCACUCCCACUGCCUCGGCCGCUACGCCCGCCACUCAGAGCAGGAGCUCCGCCAGAGGAAGAAGGAGCUGGAGGAGGACAAGACCAGAGAGAGAGCGGAGCGCCAGGAGCUCACCGUGGUGUGUCCGGUGUGCAGAGAGCCUCUGACCUACGACGUGGACCAGCUGCUGUGCUCCCCGGCCCCCCAGCCACCAGAGCUGGACCAGGCCGCACUCGGCUCCCACUUCCAGCAGAAGUGGUUUGAGCUCCAGAAGCUUCUGGAGAGACAGAAGUCUAAGGGAGGCAUCAUCGACCCGGAGGAGGAGGCCAAGCGCUUCCUGAUCCACACCAACGAGCCCCCCCCCACUGCUGACAAUGAACACCAGGACCCCUCCCCUGCAACCCAGCGGCCCUCUGCCCCCAAUGCGUGCUCCCAUGAACUCGGAGCCAGUGCGGACCACCCUGUGCCUGGACUGUCUCACGGCAGAGGAAGUCAGGGCCCGAGGCGUCAUCAGCAGGGGUGGGGGCCGCGGAGAGGAGGCCGGUCCAGACCGCAACACCGAAGAGCCGCCCCCCCCAUUGCGGAGCACCUGGACAAACUGUCCCUGACCUCGGACAGACCUCAGGGUCCCCACAUGCGAGUAGAUGCACAGGCGUCUCAGUCCAAGACCGGCAGGAGUCUCUGCGCUGAGCAGCUAGGGGCCCCGGGGUCUCCGGAGGGGCUGCUGGGGGGGAGGGUGUCUCCAGAGGCCGAAGGCCCCCACAAUGCUGCAGACGGACGAGGCCACCGCGGGAGGAGAAGGGGUCCUCACCGACCCGAGCCAAACACCGGGGGGCGCUAUUACUGGGACGGGCGGGCUUCAAAUAGCAGGGGAGGGCCCAGCAACCCGUACAGAAGGGGGGGGCCCCGAUGGGGCCACGACAGGGACUUCCAACACAAGGUGGUGGAGAGAGAGAGGAGAGGAGAAGAGGUGCUAUGACAAAGGGCAAUGGGGGGGCCAAUGAACACAUGUGUGUGUGCCUUCAGGAUCAGUCUGCACAGAUUAAAAAGAACCAGGACCAGGACCAGGACCGCCCUGCGCUGUGGUCUCCUUCGCUCUUCUACGGCCACGUGGUUGCGGUCCCUACUGUACACCUCCACGCAGAAUAACAUCACAUACAGAUGGUUGUGGCUCUCUGCUGUUGUGCGAAAUGACUUGAAAGAACUACAAAUUAAAUUGUCUGUCCGUCA